AAAAAAAAAUACGAACACAAAUAUGUCACAAGCAGUGGAGAGCAGCGGGAGCUACAAGCCGCCGGAUCUGAGCUACACACCUGGUGACUUUACGGCGCCCGAGUACCGUUUGCCAUCGCACCAGCUGCUGCUGGAACAGAAGCUGGAUCGCCAGCUGGGCGUGGAGCGUGAGCUGCCGCUGAACCGUUUAUAUCUGCAGGAGCACGAGAGCAAAGCGGGGGACAAAUACAGAGCCACGGCGGAGGGAGCACGUGAGGUGAGCUCGGCGGUGGGCAGACAGUUUCCGUCUUUGGCUGCGGCCCAAGCCAGAUACACGGGACACUUGAAUCAAAGUAGCAGCUGCGAGAGCGAUUUGCUGCAGGGCGACGAUUUUGGUUUUGUGCCUGGCAAGGAUCUCAUCUCGUUGCCGGUGCUCAACAGGGAGCCACAGCGAGACCCCCAGCGGGAGCGGGAGCAGAAGAUGCCACUGCAUUCGAUUACGGAGAAGCCCAACGAGCGUUGUCCGUCGCCUGUGGUGCCGGCCUAUGCCAACUUUGAGCUGGCCAAGCGCAUGCAUCACGACAAUCUGGAUCAUCAGCCGCUGCCGGAUUGCGUGGCGGAUCUGGCGUAUCGCAAGGCGCAGAUUAGCGGCAGCCAUGGUGGCCUAGCGCUGGACAUUGAUCCCAUUGCCACGGGCGUGGGCGUCAAGACGCACAAUGCUGGUCCGACGCACUGCACCAAGAUGAAAGUGUUUCGACCCAAGACAGGUGGUGUGCUGCCCAAGGCGCUGGCUGGUGACAACUAUCGCGGCGUGGGCUCGGCGCCUGCUAAGAAAAUGGGCGCCAUGGAUUUGGCCAUAGGCUGGGACUUUAAGCCCGCCAAUCCAGCGGAUGAGCCGCGUCUGGCGCGGCACAUUGAUGGCAGCAAUGAUACGGCCGGUCCCGCAGUCUUCACCUGCGUCAAAACGCCACGCGAGGAGCAAUCCAAUGCCGAGCUGGGACGCUCUGCUGGCGUCUUUACCAGUACCUUGGGCGAGCCGGAUUUCUUCGACAAGGACAUACUGCGCCGCAAAACGGACUUUGCCGGACGCCCGGUGGAGCGCAACGACAACUGCGCCUGCGACUACGAGCGUGCUCCGCCCAGAGCGCGCAGCGUCUCGCGCGACUCCAGCGCCUCGCAUUGCCGGCGUGCUCCAGCUCCAAGUGCAGGCUAUGGCCUGCCCAGCAAUCGCAUGGCCAAGCAGUAUCAGUCCUCGCCCAUGCUGGGCGACAAGACCUACCAGGCGUUGCGCGAGAAAUAUCUGGGACCGGACACUGAUGAUUGCCAUGGCUCCGGUCUACAGCUGGGCGGCUGUCAUGGCGGUGGUGGUGGUGGUGGCCGUGGAGGUUCACCGCACUGCAAGCGAGAUCAGCUGUUGCGUCGUCCGGCGCGUCGUCUUUGCCAUAAGGUGGCGCCCGCACCCAAGUGCUGUCCAUCUGCCCAUGGUGGACAUGGACAUUGUUUAACCAGCAAGGCUGCCUUUCGCGCCGGCAUGCCCAAGCUGAAUGCCUCGGGCGACUUCAUAGGUGUAUCCUCGCCCAGUUGCGGCGCUGCCGGUCGCGUGCUCGUUGUGCCGCGUCCUCGCCAGCCGUAUGCCAAGAAGAACUAUGACAUUGAUACGCUGGUGCCGCCAUUUCGCAGCCAAGGCGGCGGCGCCGGCCAGGGUGGCUAUCCGGAGCACUGGCGUCUGGCCAGCGUCUAUCAGCAUGCCUACAAGCCCGUGGAGCAGCGACGCCGUCCACUGUUGCAAACUGUCUACAAGUAGUCGGAGGACGAGACCAUCGUUAGUUAUAUGUUGACACACACUCUGUUCUACCCCCAAUCCUCCCACAUACACAUACAGAUCAACUGUAUUUUUGACUAAAUUAAGCCGCAAAGUUGUAUGCCACUUUGAAAAUUAUUUAAAUUAAAUAAAAUUGAUUAGUAGAGAGUUGCAAAAA
Messenger RNA from Drosophila busckii, 1958 nucleotides. RefSeq lists its product as uncharacterized. Lineage: Eukaryota; Metazoa; Arthropoda; Insecta; Diptera; Drosophilidae. The record is from RefSeq and is a predicted model, not a curated record. The transcript has a single exon. Bases 23 to 1783 code for a protein of 586 amino acids.